Anopheles gambiae (African malaria mosquito) is the source of this 1118-nucleotide messenger RNA. It is a transcript of the gene ND-B16.6, whose product is annotated as NADH dehydrogenase [ubiquinone] 1 alpha subcomplex subunit 13. NCBI's taxonomy places the organism in Eukaryota, Metazoa, Arthropoda, Insecta, Diptera, Culicidae. Bases 571 to 1023 code for a protein of 150 amino acids. The transcript has 3 exons. The record is from RefSeq and is a predicted model, not a curated record.
AAAUAGGACCCUUAAAACUUGGAGGCGGCCAAUGAGGGUUAGCAGUAUGAUGUUUCUAAACUAUUAUAUUGUGUUAAUGGCUCAGUUUAAGCCAUGUCAAGUACAACGAAAAUAUAGGCAUUAAAAAUCUAUGAGAUGAAAAAUAAAUGAGAUAAUGCAUAAUUUAUAAUAAUAAAAUAGGUUUUGAUUUUCUAUUUCGAUAUUUAAUGUAAGGUUUAAUGUAUUUAUUGUGAAUGACUUAUUAUAUUUUGAGAAUAGGUAUAUAAAUACAAAAAAAACUCUGUUUGCAAUUUACGUUUGCGUGUGGGAUUUACAAGAUUGCAACGGUUUUCUAAAUUUCCUUUCAAAAAUACUUAUCGAUGCCGACGACCGAAAGUGCAAAGUAUUCAACUAAGGUCUAUAAAUUGACACGACAAGCGAAUGACGUUAGCCGCGAGUGGAACUGACAGCCCCUCGCACCAAAACAAAAAUUUCACGAUUUUGCUCGGCUUGCGAAAGAACCGUCCUCUGCGGGGAUCUGCGGUUCUGUUUUGUUUUUUCGGUAGUAGCAAACUCGCGUGAAUAUUCAACAUGAGCAGCCCCGCCAAAUUGCAAGAUCUUCCACCGAAGGGUGGCUAUCAGAACAUCCCCUUCAAGCGCGUGCCGGCGAAAACCUACUUCAAAGGAUGGCAAAUGAUCGCAGGCUAUGCCGGAAUCUCGACCGUCGGGCUGUUCCUGUACUGGUUGAACGUGAAGGAGAACCACCGGAACGAGAUUGAGAUGCGUUCGGCGCGAAACGUCAUCUAUCCGCUGCUGCUUGCCGAGCGCGACCGGGAGUACCUGAAGCAGCUGCGACGAAACCGUGACGAGGAGGCCGAACUGAUGAAGAAUGUCGAGGGCUGGGAGGUUGGCACGUGGUAUGGUGAGCCGGUGUUCAAGACGAUCCCGAAGGAUAAGUUGGUGGAGCCGACCUUCCAAGAGUUCUACGUCCAUACUGAUUACAAACAUAUGGCUCAGCGUUCCGAUGUUAAGUUGAUGAAUUAGGGAACCUUGUCGUUGGCCCUGAGUGUGGUUUGCAAUUGUAGAGGAAUGCGUUAUUAAAAAUAAAAUCAAUUGUCACCUCCGGUGAAAGUCAAAAA